AGGCCGAACGCGCGUGCGGCCGGUCGCUCCUCCCGCCAUUUUGCACCGGAAAGUUGGUACCACAUAAAUUUCAAAUCCGUGUUCUUUUUUAAGCCGAAGAAUAGCUCGCGUACAGCCAAGGUGAUCAGUAGCAGUAUUAAGUUGUCAAGCGUGAAAUACGUUCUGAUAAAAAUGGGAUACCUUAACAUAUCAAUAUGUGUUCUACUGGUCUUGUCUACGUCGUACGCGCAAACUGAGACGGAGGCUCCAACAACAGCGUCUACCAAACCACCGUCCACCACCACGGCCGUGACGUCAACCUCCACCAUCGCCUGGGAGGAGACCCUGAACGAGGGGCAAGCGAUACAGAAGGCGUUGCAGUAUCUGCUUCAGCAGCGGCAGCCUGACUGGGGCUGGGGGAAUGAUACGCAUCAUGUGAUGCUCACUUUGCAGUUGGCCAACAAUACAGGGAAGGAGAUUGAGCAACAAGGACUGGAAAUGCAGCUAUCUGCCAAACAAAUGGAGAUCGAGAUCCUCCUGAUGAUAUCCAAGCAUCAUGAAUCGCCACCACCGCUAGGCCGUCUCGCAGCGUACACCCUGGCUUUAGGCGCUCUCUGCAAGGACCCUCGCUGCUUCCACGGCCGAGAUCUAGUCACAGCAUUACUACAUCGUGAACCACCUCAUGAUUUAGAGUUUGCUUAUGCUACAUUGGCUGCCUGUUCCUCUGCCGCUCAUGUCAGGAGGCGACAUAUCAGGAGGCUGCUGGACAUUGCCAACGCCGCUGCUGAUCACAGCCUUGACACCAUAUCCAUGGUGAUUCUGGCUCUGCGCUGCGUGGUACAGGACCAUCGUCACCGCAGCCUGCUGCACUUCGUGCGUAGACCGAUGGCCGGCUUGGCUCGCCAGCAACAUCCCGACGGCAGCUUCGGAAGUCUCACCACUACUGCCUUAGCCAUUCAGGCUCUCGAAGACUCCGACAGCGGCCCCGGCGCACACCAGCACUGGAGUCUCCCCGCUGCGAGGAAGUGGCUACUAGAGCGCCAGAACCCGGACGGAGGUUGGGGAGACGUUGCCAAGACUGCCGCAGCUGUGGCUGCCCUGACUCCCGCUUCGUUGGCUGCUGUGCGACCUCCGCAUUGCAGUGAUAAACUACUUGAAAGCCGUCAUGAGCCUUUAGAUAGCAACGGCGGAGACGGCAGUCUGAAGUUAGCCUACCACCAGUCUCACGCCAGCAACGACUCUGACGCACGCAAUGUUUCCUUCACCUACACUCUGUGGCUUGGAACUAACGUCACGGAGAACUUCACGCUCCACAUGGUGGCUCCUCGCAAUGUCUCCUUCUACCACGUGAUGCAAAUGGCAGCUGAACAGAACCCUAAAUUCAAGUUCGAAGCGAGCGAAUGGCCGAACGGUCACUACGUCCACACGCUGGCUGGCCACAAGGAAGAACCAAUGGGAUAUCACUAUUGGCUGCUGUACCGCCUGCCCGAGAUCCCUGACCCGGUCAGCCCACCAGGGAACCAACUCGUCGCGCCAGUCGGUGUCGACGAUCUCCUAGUGGAAGAUGGCGAGCAUUACCUCUUCUGGUACAAGAAGCUGUAAGCCGCUUCCCGAGCCUUCGAUCACACUCCUGGUUUCCUCUUCACAUCCCUAACGCGCAUAUCUUUAGAGUAGCUCUUCUCCAUUAUUAUGUAAUCCUGGUACUGGUUGUGACACAAGUAAAUGCCAAUCCGAUUUCAACUUUGCAUCUUAGAAUAGUCUAAGAACGUAAAGAGAUUAUUAUAAAUAUAUAUUACAUACUCCAUUUUAAUUAAUAUUAUCCACUUUAUGGAGAAGUUGCUAAAAUUUAUUGUGAAAUAUUUUUGUUUAUAAUAAUCAAACAUUAAGUCACUAAAUCAUAACAUCAUAUCACUGAAUCAUAAGCCAAAUUUUAGUAGCAAGGAAAUUUAGAGUUCCAAUUUAGUUUGUAUGCGGUCGUAGGUAUAAAAAUUUGCUGUGUUAUGAAUACCAAAGAUGCUUGUGAUUCUCUUCUUAGUUUUCCACACUUUCUAUAAAAAAGUUUUUGUAAAUAAAUUCAUGUCAGAUUUGUAAAACAAAACACUGCUUGUUGUGCUUGAAAAAUCAGACAGACCAAAUUGAAAAAUCUGAAUAACACACUGAUGAGGAAUAAAAUAUAGUUACAUCUCUCUUUAAUGUAAUUUUACAAAUCUGAUUUAUGGUUGUAAGUGAUUAGUUCUUACUUAAUUAAUAACCUAAAAAGUGCAAUAAUGCCGUGUCUAUACUUAAAUGUUGUGAUUUUUAUCGGCAAACAAAAGCAGUAACCGUUAACUAAUUUUUCAUUGUCACUUCUUGAAGUCAAUAAAUUAUUAAAUUUAUUUAUGCGCCAGUUUUUUAAACUACAUUACUUUAGGUUGACCGCUACGUGACGCUACUUAUUUCAAAAACCCCUUUCAACAAAGACCCUACGCUAUUUGUAGACAAAACACCCAAAAAUACCCCGACGCAUUUAAAAGUUUAAAAUCACACAGAUAUAGAAAUCGCAUAUUAAGUCUGUCACACAAAUAUGCGCAUGAAAUGGGCACACUAUAAAUAAUUUCUUGAUCGUUGUUCUUUAAUUUCUUGUAUGAAACACGCGUAGCACUAGCUAGUCAAGCAGCGAAGAACCUAAUAAUCAUAGACUUAAAAUCAAACAUCAAGUUACUACUCAAAUUUCGAUAGAAAUACCAAUAUUACAGCAAUAUGUUCGCAUGCGUUAGUUUGCAUGUAAAAUAGCGUUUAGAUUCGUGUUAUAUAAGCAACUCUCAAUUUUAAAUCCUUUUAAUAUUCGCGUCUAAUCAAUGAAAAUUGGUCUAACAAGAUGAGCUAAAGUUGUAUAACAAAAGUAAUGAAAGUAGAGUACAGAAGAUAAUUUCGGUUUAUAGAGCGCUAUCUCUGUCGCACGUUUCACGUGACUUUCACGUGGCACCGCAGUUUUCAUUGGUUGGACGCUAAAACUGUUUAAUAAUUGUAUUAUGUAAUCAAUCUUUAGCGUUUAGCUGGCUGAGCUAAAAAGGUGUCUUAUGUUUUCAAAUAGAAUUGGCAAUCACAAAGUUUCUCAUAGUCGUGUACGCAUCAUACAUGUAUGGAUAGGGGAGCCAUUUUACGAUUUUAAAAGGAAAUCACCCUCAAUUUCGUACAUGAUAAGUCAUUUCGCAUCUUUGGACACCAAAAUAUCCAAAUCCAUUUUAAAAUGAGUGAAGUCUUUACUUGUGUGUUUAUAAUGUCAACACUAAAAGCCUAAUCAAAACAUAAUACGUCCAGUGCGAAAAACCGCCCAGUGAGUUAUAAAUUCUGCGCUAGCGUGUUAAAUAUAUCAAGCGGUAUUAGCUACGUUAUUUACGAGACCUGUUUAUUCUAUUUGAAAACAAACUGUCGUGUAGCCGGCCCACUAAUCAUUUUAGACGAGACUGAACGACUCAAGUGUUUAAUUAUGAAGUGCGUUAGAGUAACAUUUUUAUUGUACCUACUGAAUGGUUCUUAAUAAACAUUAAAUUUAA
Plodia interpunctella (Indianmeal moth) is the source of this 3515-nucleotide messenger RNA. RefSeq lists its product as uncharacterized. Gene Ontology annotation, biological process: cobalamin transport. Gene Ontology annotation, molecular function: cobalamin binding. The coding region runs from base 172 to 1581 and encodes 469 amino acids. The transcript is spliced from 11 exons. The record is from RefSeq and is a predicted model, not a curated record. NCBI's taxonomy places the organism in Eukaryota, Metazoa, Arthropoda, Insecta, Lepidoptera, Pyralidae.